Messenger RNA from Helobdella robusta, 768 nucleotides. RefSeq lists its product as hypothetical. Gene Ontology annotation, molecular function: zinc ion binding; carbonate dehydratase activity. NCBI's taxonomy places the organism in Eukaryota, Metazoa, Annelida, Clitellata, Rhynchobdellida, Glossiphoniidae. The transcript is spliced from 5 exons. The record is from RefSeq and is a predicted model, not a curated record. The coding region runs from base 1 to 768 and encodes 255 amino acids.
AUGCCCGGUUUAAAUAAACUUUUGAGAGGAAUUUUGAAGUACCGAACCAAUCUUCAGCCCCAUGUCCUCAAACAGUUUCAGAGAGUUAAGGACAAUCCCCAACCUUCGUCAGUGAUGUUUUCCUGCAUGGACAGUCGGCUGAUCAUCACUAAAAUGAUCAAUCAGGACGUUGGGGACAUGUUUUUAGUGAGAAAUGCAGGCAACCUCAUCCCAAACAAUGAUUCCUUAAGCUUUGAUUCAGUAACUACAGAACCUGCUGCACUGGAAUUAGGAUGUGUCAUCAAUAAGAUUAGACAUGUUUUGGUCUGUGGCCAUUCUGAUUGCAAGGCAAUGAAUGCUCUGUAUGAGAUGAUGGACAGUGUUCAGAAGCAUGAAGGAACACCUCUGCAGAUUUGGCUGAAGAGACAUGGAGCUAGAACUAUUGUUAAAUAUAAGGAAUUGUUGCAAGUUGGAGGUGUUGGCCCAAUAAAAUUUCAAGCGGAGACACCAGAAAAAGUUUUUGAUGCUUACAUAGAUGUUGAUAAUAAAUUCAAGCCAGUUGAUAAACUUUCACAAGUUAACACUUUACAGCAACUGCAGAACAUUGCCAGCUAUCCAUUUUUACGUGACAAGUUAGAGUCAGGCCUGGUACGCAUGCAUGCACUCUGGAUUGAUAUUUACACUGGGGACUUCUACAUGUUCUGCAGAGAUUACAAUAGGUUUGUUCUAGUCGAUGAAGAAAGCUAUCAAAAUCUCCUUGAUGAUGGGGAGAGUGUCACUGAUUAUUAG